This is a messenger RNA of Parasteatoda tepidariorum (common house spider), 2280 nucleotides long. RefSeq lists its product as uncharacterized. NCBI's taxonomy places the organism in Eukaryota, Metazoa, Arthropoda, Arachnida, Araneae, Theridiidae. The record is from RefSeq and is a predicted model, not a curated record.
AAACCUACCGCUACCGUCAAAUUUGCCUUGCGCUUAAUCGUGCGAAGUCCAUUAAAACCACUCGAUGAAAAAGAUAAAACAAAUAAAUAUUAGAAAAUCUUUAUCUGUUUUAUUUAACUUUCUGGAAAGAGGAAGCUGUGAUACUACUAAAAAAGUUCAUGAAGGAAUUGCUUAACUACAAAGAAAUGCACGAAAUAUAAAAUGAUACGAAUACAAGUCUAAUGUUUCCUAACAAAGUGCCAAAAGCUACAGUAAAUGCUUCAGCAACAAAUACAAAAUGUGUUGACUCCAGAAAAAACAAUAACAUUAGUAUGAAGAUAAACAGGCUAGUUUUUUAUUUGUUAAUAUUCAAUGGAUUGCGCGGUCGGUUGAAGACGACUCAUGAAUUAGUUACUAUGUUUCCUUACAAUACUAAAUCUAGCUUCAAUACUGACAGAUUAACUAAACUAUUGAAUCGGCAAUCAAUGAAGCGAAGUAAUAGGUCAAGUCUGAGGAUGUUGACACUUUAUUUCAUAUACCUAGGAACGUAUUGUUACCCAAAUGUUUCUUUUGAAACACAACUGUGUGAGGUACCCAACGAACAGUAUAUAAUGUUUUUAAAUGCAUUCGAUAUGUGGAAAUCACGAAGACUUCAUUUAUUAGAUGAGUCAAAAGCUUACAUACAAAAGCUAAACAAAACUCAUCAACGUUUUUUAAUUGCUAGAUCAAUAAUGUCUGUCUUUGAUAUAAUGGAAUCCAUUGGACAGUUGCUUAUAGGUCCAGGUUACAAGUUUGGAUGCAGUUUGUGCAAUGUAGCUUUAACUGUUGCUGAAACAAUGUUAGAUAAAAAGUUUUUAAUUGAUAUGGUUGCCAACAUCAAUGAUGAACGUGCAUUGUUUAAUUGCCUUGUUCAGAAAUUGCCGCAGAGUCUUAAAUGUAAGAUUGAGAAUGAAAUUUCCCACCAAUCUGUAGAAGAAGAAGUGAUCUCUCAACUUCAAGAAUACUCUUUAGAGCUUAGUGAUGAUGUGGUGUGUUUUGUACUGUUUUCAUUAAUCACCGGUAUGACUUUUAAUUUACCAAGAAACAAAAUAACAAAAAGUGUUUUGAAAGCUUCUCUACAAAAUGCUGUUGCAAGUUUCUUAACGAAAAGACUUAUAUCUCAGGAAUACCCUCUAGAUCUGGACGCACACAAAAUUGUGAGAAAAAAGAAAUUUGAUGUUCCACAACAUUUUCUUUCUCAAGCACCGGUACUUGUCAGAAUAAUUUUCAAUGUUUUGAACAUUUAUGAAUCUUCCUUUCAUCUAUAUCAGGAAGAAGAUUCGCCAUACUCGAUUCCGUUGAUUCAUUUCAAAAAUGUAAUGGACCAACAAUCAGAAGUCAUUGCUUCAAUUGAGGAAGUGAAACCAUCAGAUUUCAGCAUUUAGUAUUUGCUUUAUAAAAUUUUACAUCAACUGCCUACAGUUGAGCAAUGUAGAGUAGUCCAUCGUCUGCUAUUUUUACAAAACCAUUUUUUUUACUGCUCUAGAGAAUCUAAUAUGUUUCUAUAUCUAAACCCAGUUUUCCAUUGUUGUCGGUACGUAUUUAUGGUUCGCAAAAUCACAUGGUGGGCAUUUCCAUCAUCUAUUUCGAUAUUAUUUGGUUGAUAUGAACUUGAGACUAAUAAAAAUCGUAAAGGUAUCUUUUUUGUGAACUAUUUUUUUAACCCAAAUUUAAAAGUAAUAUUUUUUUCCUAUCUUACUCUGCUAUUGGUACCUUUUUAAUUUUGAUUGUUCUCAAAGAGUUUGAAGUUAAAAGAGUUGUUUCCUAAUUAUAAAGUAAUUCUAUGAUAUAACCUUAUCAUCACUCUUAUUAUUAUUGCCGUUAAUGAGAUUCGACACUUGAGAACUUACGGACAGCUUCAUGCAUAGUGUAAUACAUGUACGACUUAUAUUUAAUGUACGAGGAAGAAGGGCGCAAAUGUAAACAAACGGAAUUUUUUAUCUUGCAUUUAUUUUAAUGAAUAAUUUCAACUUUCGUAGAUAAAUCUGUUUCAUGCUAUACGACACAACAUAAUUGCAAAGCAAUCGUCGAGGUUGGUGAGUGGCUGCGAGCAGAGAGGUUAGCCUCCUAAGUUAUUAUAUUCUUCCUAGUUAUUAUUCUAAAACUUCCUUAAGCAAUACUGAUCAAAAACAGCUGCUAUACUUAUUAUUUAUUUAUUUUAUUUAUUUAAUUUUCAUUUAUUUCAAUUUUUAUUUAUAUCAAUUUUCAUUUAUUUUAAUUUUUAUUUAUUUCAAUUUUUACUUAUUUUAAUUUUUAUUUAUU